GUGGAUUUUGAUUAAUUAACACGUUAAACAAGUUUUCACUAAACCAAGUUAAUAAAAAGUUCCAUUAACAACACUUCCCUUCUUCCCCGCAUUGUGUGUCACGUUCCCCACCUCUCCAUUAUCUCCUCCUCUCUUUCUUUUUUUUCUUCUUUCAGAAAAAGACAAGACAAAUGCCUGUUUCUUCAGAGCCUUCGUCUUCUUCAACAACAAUCGGUCAGCACAUCAGACUCCUACCAUUUCCCUCCACCGAAGAGCCUCUAAUUCCAAAACCUAGCCGCAUCUCUAAACCCGCCAUGUCCUCCUUCUUCCUCUUACCAUCAUCAUCUUCCAACGAUACCACAAAGAAAACAACAUCAUCGUUUCGCGGGCUUGGCUGCACUUCCUCUGCGUCUCAACAAGUCUCCGUCCCGGCGGUGAUUCGCUCCUCCGCGGAUUGGAAUCCAAGUAAGACCAAAAGCAAGAACAAGAACAAGGGUACUAGUCGCUACAGUGGCGGUUCUGUUAAGAUUUUGAGCGAGGCAGGAGAUGGAGGAAACGCUUGCGAUGUUUGGUGCGGUCCCGGUGUUGGUUUCUCGACGGAUGCGGUGGUCGGCGGCACGGUUAACUCCGUGGAAACGAAUCCUCCGAGAAGGAAUAUUCCGACGAGACGCAAAAUCGACGGUGAUAAUAAGAACAUUGGUCACAGCUCUAAUCAGACAGAGGGUUCCUCUGUUCCUCCCAGGCGAUCUCAUAAUCAAGAAGCCAAUCCUUACGUUGACUCUGAUUUGCCAUCGCGUGGUGAACGGACGCAGACCCUUUUCUCUCAUAGACAUCAUCGUCAUAUACGACUACCUUACCCUAAUGGACUCUCCGAGAUGAUGUUGCUACAAAAUAAUCUUGUAAUGGGAGGGACACUUAGCUCUUACGAUCAGUUCCGUGACUUGAGGCUCAACGUCGAUGGCAUGACAUACGAGCAACUAUUGGAGCUUGGUGAUAGAAUUGGGUAUGUGAACACUGGACUAAAUGAAAAACAGAUCAAAACAUGUCUCCGCAAAGUCAAACCCUUCAACAAAGCUACACCACUAGAUGAUAGAAAGUGCAGUAUUUGUCAAGAAGAGUAUGAGGCAAAGGACGAGGUAGGGAAAUUACGAUGUGGGCACAAAUACCAUGUCCACUGUGUGAAACAAUGGCUGUUGAGGAAGAACUCUUGUCCUGUCUGUAAAACGAUGCCAUGUGUUUCAAAGUCUUAGAUAGAUACAUCUCUUCUUUCGAUGAUAUGAUUCUUUAUUUCGAGAUGAACCAUUUACUUUAUUUUUGUGUUAGCUUCUUUAUUUUUUUUCUGGAUUUAAUUAAUGAUUUUGAUAUUUUUUUUAUUUCUGGAAACAAAAACUGGUUGAUCAAACAUAUUGUAAUAAACAUCAACGUUGGUG
Molecule: messenger RNA, 1409 nt
Organism: Eruca vesicaria subsp. sativa (arugula)
Lineage: Eukaryota; Viridiplantae; Streptophyta; Magnoliopsida; Brassicales; Brassicaceae
Source: the annotation of a GenBank genome assembly